AUGCCGUUAGGCGCCCGAGGAAGGACCGACCGUCCAGCCUCGCAGCUAGGGACCCAGGGGUUUCUCUUCACCUGGAUCUUAGUCUCAUUUGCCUGUCACCUGGCCUCCACCCAAGGAGCUCCUGAAGAUGUGGAUGUCCUCCAGCGGCUGGGCCUCAGCUGGACAAAGGCAGGGGGUGGCCGGAGCCCCCCGCCCCCGGGGGUCAUUCCGUUCCAAUCGGGCUUCAUCUUUACGCAGCGGACCCGGCUCCAGGCCCCGACGGCUGCCGUCAUUCCCGCCGCCCUGGGCACGGAGCUGGCGCUGGUGCUGAGCCUCUGCUCCCACCGGGUGAACCAUGCCUUCCUUUUUGCCGUCCGCAGCCGGAAGCACAAGCUGCAGCUGGGCCUGCAGUUCCUCCCCGGCAAGACGGUCCUCCACCUGGGGCCUCGGCGCUCUGUGGCCUUCGACCUCGACAUGCACGACGGGCGCUGGCAUCACCUCGCCCUGGAGCUCCGGGGCCGCACCGCCACCCUGGUGACGGCGUGCGGGCAGCGCCGGGUGCCUGUCCCGCUGCCUUUCCACAAGGACCCGGCACUCGACCCCGAGGGCUCCUUCCUCUUCGGGAAGAUGAACCCCCACGCGGUGCAGUUUGAAGGUGCCCUGUGCCAGUUCAGUAUCUACCCCGUGACGCAGGUCGCUCCCGAUUACUGUACCCACCUGAGAAAGCAGUGUGGACAGGCCGACAUGUACCGGCCCCAGCUGGGACCCCUCCUUCCCCGAGACUCGGGCACAACCUUCACCUUCCAGACCGACCUUGCCCUGCGAGGCCUGGAGAACCUGACCACUGCCGCGCCAACCCUGGGGUCACGGCCAGCAAGCAGGGACCCCUGGGGGACUGUGGUGCCUGCCGUGCCCGCCAAGCCCCUAAGGACCAGCACCGCAGACCCUCGCCAGCGAGCUGCAGCCAGGGGCUCAGCCCGCACCCCGCUGCCACCUGCCAAGCUGUCGGCCGGUGAAGCGCUUCCUCCUGUGCCCCCCACCUCUCCUGCCACCAUCACUGCACCUGUCCGGCCGUUGCGGAAAAGCAUGGCCACCAAGAUCCCCAAAAGUCAUCCGACCAGGCUUUCGGUCCCUUCUCCUUCUAUGAUAGGCCCUGUCAAAAAUCCCCACCCCACCCCGAAGGCAGCUCAGCCCUCCUUCGCAAAGUCAGCCCCACCUACCAAGAAGCCAGUGCCCCCCACUUCCCACCCACUUCCUGCCAAAGCCUCCCGCCCCUCGGUGAAGCCGAUCCAGAGGACCCCUGUCACGCCCAGACCUCCUCUACCCAGCGCUCGGCCCCUCCUUCUGGCCACUGGCUCCCCCAAAAAGCCUUUUCUUCCGGUGGGCCAGACCGUGGCCAAGAUGAGCAGUCAUGCCAGUGAGCCAGUCCCUGCCCGCACCGGCGCCCACCGGCCUCCCCAACCCACGAUUUUGUCCCUGCCACCUGUCCCCCGUCCUGGCUCUUCCAGGAUUGCUCCACUGGCCACCUCGAUGCCUCCCACCCUUGCUCCUGGCUCAGCCCCCACCAGAAGCAAGAAACCCUCUGGAUCAGAAGCCACAAAGAAAGCCAGACCCAAGAGCAACCCCCGGAAGCCUGUCCCCCUCAUACCUGGGAAGGCAGCCAGGGAUGUCCCAUUGAAUGAUCCAACAACCAGGCCCAGCCCCAGACCGUCCCGGCCCAGCCGGCCGACCACCCCGGCCCCCGCCUUGGCCCCCGCGCGAUUCCUGUCCUCCAGUGCCUGGCCAACAAGUCAGAGCUAUCCAUUCUUCCACCUGGCCGGCCCCACGCCUUUCCCGUUGCUGAUGGGACCUCCAGGGCCCAAGGGAGACUGUGGUUUGCCGGGUCCCCCUGGGCUGCCUGGGCUCCCUGGACCCCCCGGAGCACGGGGGCCGCGGGGUCCCCCUGGGCCUUAUGGAAACCCAGGCCUCCCUGGCCCUCCCGGAGCCAAGGGACAGAAAGGGGACCCAGGGCUCUCACCAGGAAAGGCCCUCGAUGGGGCAAAGGGUGACAUGGGCUUGCCUGGGCUCUCUGGGAAUCCGGGACCUGUCGGACGAAAGGGACACAAGGGCUAUCCUGGACCAGCGGGGCACCCCGGAGAACAGGGGCAGCCGGGACCUGAGGGCAGCCCAGGGGCCAAAGGUUACCCUGGCAGGCAGGGGCUACCUGGACCGGUAGGAGACCCUGGCCCCAAAGGCAGCCGGGGCUACAUUGGACUCCCGGGGCUCUUCGGCCUGCCAGGGUCCGAUGGAGAGCGAGGCCUGCCUGGUGUUCCUGGCAAGAGGGGCAAGAUGGGUAGGCCGGGGUUUCCUGGAGACUUUGGGGAACGAGGUCCUCCAGGACUGGAUGGAAACCCCGGAGAACUGGGCCUGCCAGGGCCCCGAGGAGUGCCCGGCCUCAUUGGCGACAUGGGAGCACUGGGUCCGAUUGGCUAUCCAGGACCCAAGGGCGUGAAGGGACUGAUGGGGAACGUGGGGCAGCCCGGACUGAAAGGUGAUAAGGGUGAACAAGGGGUUCCAGGUGUGUCAGGAGACCCUGGAUUCCAAGGAGACAAGGGGAGCCAGGGAUUGCCAGGGUUCCCAGGUGCACGGGGGAAGCCGGGGCCUCUGGGCAAAGUUGGAGACAAGGGACCCCUGGGGUUUCCUGGGCCUCCUGGACCCGAGGGAUUCCCCGGAGACAUUGGCCCCCCUGGGGACAACGGCCCAGAAGGCAUGAAGGGUAAGCCUGGAGCUCGAGGCCUGCCGGGACCCCGUGGGCAGCUGGGGCCCGAGGGAGAUGAGGGACCCAUGGGGCCACCCGGGGCCCCUGGCUUAGAGGGCCAACCUGGCAGGAAGGGGUUUCCUGGCCGGCCAGGCCCAGACGGCGUGAAGGGGGAGCCAGGCGACGCUGGGCGGCCAGGGCCUGUGGGUGAGCAGGGACUUCUGGGAUUCAUCGGUCUGGUCGGGGAGCCAGGGAUCAUGGGAGAAAAGGGUGACCGGGGCAUGAUGGGACCCCCAGGCGCACCCGGACCCAAGGGCUCGAUGGGUCAUCCUGGAACUCCUGGUGCUGUUGGGACCCCCGGAGAGCCUGGACCCCCGGGUCCUCCAGGAUCUCGAGGUCCACCAGGCAUGCGGGGAGCAAAGGGACUCUGGGGCCCCCGAGGACCGGACGGACCAGCCGGGGAGCAGGGGUCCAGGGGCCUGAAGGGCCCUCCGGGACCGCAGGGCAGGCCGGGCCAGCCGGGGCAGCAGGGUGCGGCCGGUGAGCGCGGGCACUCGGGCACGCGAGGCUUCCCGGGCAUCCCGGGCCCCUCAGGCCCCCCGGGCACCAAGGGCCUCCCAGGAGAACCGGGCCCACAGGGACCCCAGGGGCCACUUGGCCCUCCAGGAGAGAUGGGACCCAAGGGGCCACCCGGUGCCGUGGGAGAGCCGGGCCUUCCUGGGGAAGCCGGGAUGAAGGGUGACCUUGGGCCUUUGGGCCCCCCUGGGGAGCAAGGCCUCAUUGGGCAGCGGGGAGAGCCGGGACUCGAGGGAGACAGUGGCCCUGCAGGGCCCGAUGGGCUGAAGGGGGACAGGGGUGACCCUGGGCCUGAUGGUGAACGUGGCGACAAAGGCCAGGAGGGCCUGAUGGGCGAGGACGGGCCCCCCGGCCCCCCUGGCAUCACUGGCAUCCGGGGUCCUGAAGGAAAACCUGGGAAGCAAGGCGAGAAGGGCCGGACUGGAGCCAAGGGUGCCAAGGGCUACCAAGGACAGCUGGGUGAGAUGGGCGUCCCUGGAGACCCCGGACCCCCUGGCACCCCAGGCCCUAAAGGGUCCCGGGGCAGCCUGGGACCAACGGGUGCUCCAGGACGGAUGGGGGCCCAAGGAGAACCGGGACUCGCUGGUUACGAUGGACACAAAGGCAUCAUGGGCCCCCUCGGACCUCCUGGACCAAAGGGCGAAAAGGGGGAGCAGGGCGAGGACGGCAAGGCCGAGGGGCCACCCGGGCCCCCUGGAGAUCGGGGCUCCGUAGGCGAUCAAGGAGACCGCGGGGAGCCAGGGGACCCGGGAUACCCUGGUCAGGAAGGUGUGCCAGGCCUCCGAGGGGAUCCAGGCCAGCAGGGCCUACCAGGGCAUCCGGGACCCCGGGGGCGGCCGGGACCCAAAGGAUCGAAAGGGGAAGAGGGACCAAAGGGAAGGCACGGCAAGGCCGGGGCUCCAGGACGCAGGGGGAUUCAGGGCCUGCAGGGGCUGCCGGGGCCCCGGGGCGUGGUGGGGAGACAGGGCCCCGAGGGUGUCGCGGGACCAGACGGGUUUCCCGGCAGGGAUGGCCCAGCAGGACAGCAGGGGGAGCAGGGAGACGAUGGGGACCCUGGCCCCGUGGGCCCUGCCGGGAAGAGAGGAAAUCCAGGUGUGGCCGGCUUGCCUGGAGCGCAGGGGCCCCCGGGAUUCAAGGGUGAAAGUGGGUUACCUGGGCAGCUGGGUCCUCCUGGCAAACGAGGGACAGCGGGAGGCACCGGGCUUCCUGGGAACCGGGGAGAACCUGGAUCCAAAGGCCAGCCGGGUGACUCUGGCGAGAUGGGCUUCCCAGGAAUGGCUGGCCUCUUCGGACCCAAGGGCCCCCCCGGAGACGUCGGCUCCAAAGGCAUCCAGGGCCCUCGGGGGCCCCCAGGCUUGAUGGGAAAGGAAGGCAUCAUUGGGCCCCUCGGAAUCCUGGGACCUUCGGGACGCCCGGGUCCAAAGGGUGACAAAGGCAGCCGAGGGGACUUGGGAUUGCAAGGUCCGAGGGGUCCUCCUGGUCCCAGAGGGCGGCCUGGCCCACCGGGUCCUCCAGGGAGCCCUCUCCACUUUCAGCAAGAUGACCUGGGCGCAGCUUUCCAGACGUGGAUGGACACAAAUGGAGCACUGAAAGCAGAGGGUUACAGCCAUCCGGACCGGCUGGUGCUGGACCAGGGAGGGGAGAUCUUUAAAACCUUACACUACCUCAGCAACCUCAUCCAGAGCAUUAAGACGCCCCUGGGCACCAAAGAGAACCCCGCCCGGGUCUGCCGGGACCUCAUGGACUGUGAGCAGAAGAUGGUGGAUGGUACCUACUGGGUGGAUCCAAACCUUGGCUGCUCAUCCGACACCAUCGAAGUUUCCUGCAACUUCACGCACGGUGGACAAACGUGCCUCAAGCCCAUCACAGCCUCCAAGGUCGAGUUUGCUGUCAGCCGGGUUCAGAUGAACUUUCUGCACCUGCUGAGCUCUGAGGUGACACAGCACAUCACCAUCCACUGCCUUAACAUGACCGUGUGGCAGGAGGGCACCGGGCAGGCCCCAGCCAAGCGGGCUGUGCGCUUCCGGGCCUGGAAUGGGCAGAUCUUUGAAGCAGGGGGCCAGUUCAGGCCAGAAGUAUCGAUGGAUGGCUGCAAGGUCCAGGACGGCCGCUGGCAUCAGACGCUUUUCACUUUCCGGACCCAGGACCCCCAGCAGCUGCCCAUUGUCGGUGUGGACAACCUCCCUCCUGCCUCAUCAGGGAAGCAGUACCGCCUCGAAGUUGGACCUGCGUGCUUCCUCUGACCUCUGACCUCCUGGCUCCUCUAGGCCUCGACAGGGAGGGAAGAGGAGGAGGAGGAGGCCAGAGGAGGGUACCUAGGGGCAGGUGGGCCCACGAGAGGCAGCUCACCUGCCCAAGCAUCCUUGGGUAGGCCCCAGCUGUUGUCUGCCCUGUAGGAGUGGCUGGGGGUGGGGUGGGGCGGGGGGCGGUGGCAGGGAACUGGGUAUCCUUGGGACCAGCUGGUCCCAGCUCAGUCCCCCAAAGACCAACCAAAGAGCCAGCCAGAGCCAGCUGGGCCUGCAACCCGCCUGAGCCCCGCGGCCUGUCUCCCAGCUCUGCGGCCACCCCCUGCCCUCCCCAGCUUCCUGCCCAAAGAGCCCCACGUUCCAGCCCGCCUGAGGGGAGGGGGCAUCUCGCCAGCUGGUCCCUGCCAGGGAGCUUUGAUGUGCAAUAUUAGAGAGGAGACAUGAAAAAGGAGAAAAGGAAAGAAAGAAGUAUAUAUAUUUUAUUUAAACAAACACAAAGAAGGUGCAUUACUAUUUUUUUUUCACCUGGGAAAGAGGUGAGAGAAGGAGCGGCCAGAGGGUGGGAUGCUGUGGAGGCCGAGAGGGGGGCGGCACGACCCUCGGGGCCGGGGGUGCCCAUGCUAGCUACCUCCCACUGUGAAAUCGCUGGUGCUCGCAAUUGUCUCAUAGUGUAUGUGAUUUUUUUUUAAGGGGAAAAAAAAAAGCCUAUUUAAGAUUUUGAAGGUGCUACCAUUUUUGCUACAGACUUCGAAGAACCAUUUAUUUUGAUGUGGAGUAUCGUCCACAUUUUGCUUUCUCCUCCAAAUGACAAAGUUUGGGGAAUCUAAAAAUGUCCUUAGUGUCGCCCUCGUGUCAGGUAAUCAACUCAGCGGGGGGAGGGGAAGGAAAAAGAAAAAAAAAAAAACAACAAUAACAAAAAAAGCAAAGCCGGAAAAAAAAAAAAAAAAGGAAAAGGAAAAAAAAGAAAAAAAAAAAACCUUCCAGAAACAGAAGCAGAAAGAUUUACAUUUUUAAUUUAUGGACUUUGAAAGGUUUGUCCUCUUCAGGCAGGGGGAGGCCUGAGCAUCAAGGAUUUGGCUUGGCCUCUCAUGGCCCCUUGGAGGGAAGUUAGGCUGGUCUUGGAAGGUGGGAUCUAGACUGGAGGGUCCUGGGAGAAGCCUGGACCUCGGAGAAAGCGGUGCGGGGUCGGCGCUGGCCUUGGAGGUGACCUACCAACCGGGAGCCGCCUUACAAGGCCCCGUACCAUUCCCCAAAUACCGUUCCCCACGAUCCUCCCUCCCAGGAGCUUGUCCCCUCCAAGAGGCGGCCGUCACUCUUGCUUUUCCACCGUCACUCAAUCCUCUAGAAACCCAGCAUCAUUAGCUCCAAAUGUAAAUGCGGACUGAGGAGAAAGAAUAAUUAUGGGGAUCUCGGGGUUCAGCGUGAUCGGGAGACUCAGUGCAGUCUGAGCCGUCCUAUAUCCGAGAACCAGGCGGCACCCAGUUGGAUUUGGAGGUUACUUUAAGUAUGGAAUUAUUUUUCUAGAAGGGGAAAUUUUAUGUGAACGUCUAUUUGUGUCUUUCUCUCUCUCUCUCUCUCUCUCUCUCUCUCUCUCUCUCUAAAGUUGUGUUUCUUUGGGAAUUGGAUUUGAUUUUCAUUAUUUAAUACCUCAGUCCAGCCCACCUUCCCCACCAGACACUCCCUGUGCGCCUCGCCCUCCCGCCCCAGCCCAGACGCUCCCCACCGAAGCGUGUUGUAGCAGCUCGGGCCUCAUCUCAGCCCCCGCUCCCCCCCCCCACCCCCGCCAGCGACCGCCUGGCCUCUGUCUCGUUCUCGGGAUCUUCUCCUGUCCUCCUAUAUGUCUGUCCACAUGUCAGUGUGUUAAACCCCCAGUGGGUUCCGUUUCUCCUUUUCCCUUCUGGAUUUUAAAUAAAUAUUUAAAACUGA
Molecule: messenger RNA, 7464 nt
Organism: Nyctereutes procyonoides (raccoon dog)
Lineage: Eukaryota; Metazoa; Chordata; Mammalia; Carnivora; Canidae
Gene: COL27A1
Product: collagen type XXVII alpha 1 chain
Exons: 61
Coding region: 1-5535 (1844 amino acids)
Molecular function (GO): extracellular matrix structural constituent
Source: RefSeq, a predicted model, not a curated record